AUGAUGUUAGUGGCGGCAAUACUAUUGAGUUGUUCUUUCCUUGAUUCGAUUCGUAUCGUCAGCAAUUUAAGUUUAGCAAAUGCUGUAUCACAUCUUAUCGUCAAUGCUAUACUCGUCAUUUAUUGCCUUUCAAAGAUUUCUGAAUGGGUUUGGGGUGAGGUUCCAAUAGCGCUUGAUAUUCGAACACUACCAACGAUGAUCGGAGUGGUCGUUUUCGGUUAUACAUCACACAUCUUCUUGCCAUCACUCGAAGCAUCAAUGCAGGUAAGUUGA
Molecule: messenger RNA, 273 nt
Organism: Anisakis simplex (herring worm)
Lineage: Eukaryota; Metazoa; Nematoda; Chromadorea; Rhabditida; Anisakidae
Source: the annotation of a GenBank genome assembly